AGUUGAGAGAAUCUUGCUGAAUCUCUCGAGGAACCAAAGGACUCAAGAUGUUCAAAAGAUCUAAAGUGACGGAUGCGUCGGCCACUGGCCAAGAUCCUGAUGCAGAUUUGAAUAGAGAAGUGGGAAUCAAGAAAAAAUCUAGAGUCCCUGGGGUGAUGAUAACACAGUAUAUCGAGGAGCUGCCAGAGGGAAAGACCCAUCCAGACUUCACCCGCAAACCAAUUGCUUUGACCAUCCAAGAGGGCAAAUUUGCUUAUUUUAAAGCAAUUGUCACUGGAGACCCACAGCCGACAGUAACAUGGAGCAGAAAUAAUGGAGAUGUGUCUGACACAGCAAGAUAUCAAACUAAAUACGACCCCAAUACUAAUGACCAUACAUUUGAGAUGCCAAAUGUUAUGCCGGAUCAGGCUGAUACCUAUAAAUGCUUUGCUAAAAAUGAAUUUGGUCAAGCCGUGGUCACAGUUGUCCUGAAUGUGAUAGAAGUUGGUUUCAAUAAGAACGCUGCCCAGAAACCAGCAGCUGAGGCCAUCAAUGGGAAUUUUAAGAAUGUACUCAAAAGGAAAAGUAAGGUCCUUUCCAAAUCUGAACAACCUGAGAGAAAAGAUGGGGAGAUCGAUCCUAGAUUUUGGGAGCUUUUACUUAGCGCUAAAAAGAAGGACUAUGAGGCGGUUUGUGCAGAGUUUGGAAUAACUGACUUUCGCUGGAUGCUCAAGAAGCUUAAUGAAAUUAAGAAAGAAAGGGAGGAAGAACAAGCUGAGUUCGUCAAAAGCUUGUCCAACCUGAAACCAAUGCAGUUCAGUUCAGAAUCUUCUGCAUCCUUUGAGAUAGAUAUGGACCUUAUUGAUCCAAGCAGCUCCGUAUUCAUAUACAAGGAUGGUGUAAUGAUUCCGUAUACAAAGGACAUGGGAGAACAGAUGAAGCACACACUCAAACAAGUGGGGAGAAAGUUUAUUUUCAGCAUGAAGGACCUUUUGCCAGACGAUGCUGGACUGUACCAGUUGGAUGUAGAGGGGGUGAAUAUGUUUUCCACAGAUUUUAAAAUCCCCAUGGUGGAUUUCUUGGUGAAAAUUCAGGAAGUGAAGGCAGUAGAGAGACAAGAUGCUGUUUUUGAGUGUGUCCUGUCAAAUCCCUUCUCCAAGACAUUGUGGUUUGGCAAGAAUUUGCCACUGGAACAGGGGGAUAAAUAUGAUAUCCUGGUUUCAGAUGACAAGCUCAUUCACACACUGGUGGUCAAAGACUGCAUGAUUGUAGACAAAGGAAUUUAUUCAGUCUGCGCGGGAAUCAAGUCUUGCAAUGCCUGGCUUGUUGUUGAAGCCGAUAAAGAUGCUCAAAAGGGAAAGAAAUCAGUAAGGAAAACAACAAAGGCAGGAGGAUCAGGGAUGGACCUGAAGAAGUUAGCCGAAGAGCAGCAGACGAAAUUAGUAAAGGAAAGAGAGGAAAUAAAAGAACAGAUUAAAGCUGUUGCAGUUGCACCUCCACCUCCAACUGCACCUGAACCUGAGCCUGAACCUGAGGCACCCAAAGACCCUGAGCCGGAAAUCGUGAAGGAACCAGAUCCACCCGUGGUAGAGGAAGUAAAACCUGGUCAUUCUGUCAAAACAUCACCAGCACCAGCUGGAGAGUCGGGAAGUGGUCAUUCAGACAAAACAUCACCAGCACCAGCUGGAGACUCUGGAAGUGCUGAAGAAGAAAUUGCCGAUAAAAGACUUGACCCACCACUCGCAGAUGCAGGAGCUGAGCCUGUAAUUACCUGCAAGCUGUCUGACGUCUAUGUUCUUCGUGGAAAUCCGGCUGACUUAACAGUGAAGAUCGACAUUGACUGCGACAGCUCCUGGUUCAAAGAUGGAGAGCAGUUAAACUCAAGUUCUGAGGUCAAAAUAACCAAAGCUGGAACCUCUCACAACCUGUCGAUUCGAAGCUGCAGUGAGGACGACUCUGGAGUUUAUCGUUUUGAAACAGGGAGUGUCAGUACACAAGGAAAAGUCACUGUUGGAGUCGUACCUGAAUUUGACCCAGAUGACCUUCACAAAUUCUCCAAACCUGUGAUCGUAAGAGUGGGGCAGAACGCUGCCUUCAAGAUGCCCUUGACUCCUCAGGAGGGUUUGGUGGUUAGUUGGUUCAAGGAUGGCGCUGAGCUCAAUGACGGAGGAGGAGUAAAGAUCGUGAGGGAGCCCAAUCACAGCCGGCUGCUUCUCAGAGACUGCCUGCGGACAGACGCGGGGGAAAUAAAGAUCCAGCUCAAAAACCCAUUUGGGGCUGUGGAGGCCACAUCUCGGCUUAUUGUGCUUGAUAAACCAGGUCCACCGGAGGGUCCAGUGGAAGUUGUUGAAAGCACGUCAACCAUGAUUGAGAUUCAAUGGAACCCUCCCAAAGACGAUGGCUGCUCCCCUGUCACCAACUAUGUUAUAGAGCGUCAGCAGGAAAGACAAAGUCACUGGAUGAAACUUGGCGAUGUCUUAGCUGACAAGACCUCCUUCAGAGAUAGGAAUGUGGCUCAUGGGAAGAUAUACAACUACCGCAUCUACGCAGAAAACCCACAGGGCGUCAGCGACUCCCUGGAGACGGCUGAUAGCAUUAUGGCUGGAAUAUUGAUUCUCUCAGGUCCACCCGGUGCCCCCACACUGGUGAGUGCCACCAAGACCUGCAUCACGUUGACAUGGACCCCUCCUGAGGACGACAGAGGAGUACCAAUCAUCGGUUACCAAUUGGAGAAACGAAAGAAGGAUACAAAUAAGUGGAUUGCCCUGAAUGCACUUAAUGAACCUAUUGAAGAUGUGAACUAUGCAGUGAAAGAUGUUACUGAGGGAGCAGAGUAUGAGUUCAGGGUCGCAGCGAUCAAUGAGUCAGGAGCGGGAGAUCCAAGUCCCCCCUCUGAAAUGGUGUGUGCAAAGAAUCCCAACAUGAGACCUUGUUUUAAAGACCCAGAGGACUUCAUUGUUGUCAGAGCAGGAAACUCUGUACGUGUGAACAUUUGCUAUGAGGCUGAACCUCCACCUCAGAUCACUUGGUUGAGGAAUGAUGAGCCAAUAUCCCCGUGGAUUAGUGUCAUCAAUACAGAGGGAAUGUCUCAGCUUGUUAUUCCCUCAUCAAAGCGCUCAGAUUCAGCUAUCUACACUAUCCAUGCCAAAAACUCAGUUGGUGAAGCUUCAUUUGACAUUGAGGUUAGAGUCACAGAUGAACCCAAGUCUCCAGGGCCAGUGGAGCUGGAGCAAACAGUCCAGGACAAAGUGAUGAUUUCAUGGGCUCCAUCUCCAGACCAGGAGCUGGACGACCGCCUGUACUACAUGGUGUCUCAACACGACUCUAACACCAGAGUGUGGCGGAAUAUAGCAGAUCGCCUCUUCACUAACACAUACACAGCCAGCAAAAUCUAUCCUGGGAGAGAGUACCAUUUCCGGGUCUACGCCAAGAAUGACGUGGGACUCUCAGAUCCAUCCGAGUCUCCCACAUGGGGUGCCAACAGCAACAGAGUUCCAAUAUCUUCAUAUGGAGUUGUUUCGUCAGAGAUCAGCUUUGAGAGGCCUCCAUCUAUCUUGGUUCCUCUGAAAGUCCACACACCACCUAAAGGUUACCAACUUUACAUGACAUGUGCCGUCAGAGGAUGCCCUCGACCCACUGUAGCCUGGUACCUGAACGACGUCUGCAUCAACUCAGAUAAAAACUACUACAUCACCAACUCAUGUGGUGUGUGCUCCAUUUACAUUCUCAGAGUAAGAUCAAUAGACAGCGGAGAUUACAGAGUUGUUGCACUCAACUCACUUGGACAGGCAGAGUGUUCUACGAAACUUAUUGUGAGAGAAUAAAAUGGCAUCAAGACAAUGCAGCUGUUCCUCUUUUUGAGAUAUUCUGGAUAAGGGUGUGGAAUGCUUUGUUUGACUACAUAGAAUACAUUAAAAGUGUGUUUCACUAGCACUAGCUUUCAAGUGCUAGUUUCACUAUAACUUAUUUUGUAAAGUGCUAGUUUCACUACCACUUUACAAAACAAUAUAACCAGAAUUGUAAUGGUUUAACUUAUUUUAUUUAUUUUGAAAUAUAACUGAUUUACAAUUGUUAUCUUGUCAUCAGAAAUUAUUAUUAUUUAGCAUGAUUGAAGUGACAAACUUCGAUGACAAAGUCAUCCGUCAACAUUUUUUCUCUUGUAGCAACUGCAAUAAAUCAACAAAAAUAAAA
This is a messenger RNA of Notothenia coriiceps (black rockcod), 4170 nucleotides long. RefSeq names its product immunoglobulin like and fibronectin type III domain containing 1, tandem duplicate 4 (gene igfn1.4). The record is from RefSeq and is a predicted model, not a curated record. Gene Ontology annotation, cellular component: M band. Gene Ontology annotation, molecular function: protein binding. The coding region runs from base 48 to 3803 and encodes 1251 amino acids. The transcript has 26 exons. Gene Ontology annotation, biological process: sarcomere organization. NCBI's taxonomy places the organism in Eukaryota, Metazoa, Chordata, Actinopteri, Perciformes, Nototheniidae.